Exophiala viscosa is the source of this 1939-nucleotide messenger RNA. RefSeq names its product cyclohexanone 1,2-monooxygenase-like protein. NCBI's taxonomy places the organism in Eukaryota, Fungi, Ascomycota, Eurotiomycetes, Chaetothyriales, Herpotrichiellaceae. Bases 104 to 1813 code for a protein of 569 amino acids. The transcript has 5 exons. The record is from RefSeq and is a predicted model, not a curated record. Gene Ontology annotation, molecular function: N,N-dimethylaniline monooxygenase activity; NADP binding; flavin adenine dinucleotide binding.
AAUUAUAGUGCCCAUGUGGCUUGCCUGCCAACUUUUGAUUGACACUGUAAUACCUCUCUCUUCUGCUCAUUAGGACUUUCUCGCAACAUCAUCGACGCUUGCGAUGCCUCUUAAGAAAGAUAUCAGCAAUGUGACGCCGUUUUAUCAGAAUGGACAUAGUGGUCCUAGUGAACAGGAUACCGUUAUCAAUGGCCAUGGCAAUGAGAGUGACGCACUUGAUAUGGUGAUUGUGGGAGCCGGAUUUGCCGGCGUAUACCUGCUGCAUCAAUUGAGGAAACGGGGGUUCAAGGCCAAGAUUGUUGAGGCUGGUUCAGACUUGGGUGGUAUUUGGUACUGGAAUCGAUAUCCUGGUGCCAGAGUGGAUAGUCAAUAUCCAGUCUAUGCUCUCUCGAUACCUGAAGUCUAUCGUGAUUGGACAUGGUCAUCGCACUAUCCCGACCAUGCAGAACUGCGCGAGUACUUCGAACAUAUCGACCGUGUUCUUCACGUCAAAAAAGACUGCGUUUUCAACACGAAAGUCGUUGCAGCAGAAUGGGACGACACAACGUGCCUGUGGACGAUCAAGACCGAGACAGGCCAGAUUUUCACAACCAAGUUCUGGACAGCCUGCACGGGGUUUGCAGCGAAACGAUAUUUCCCGGAUUGGGAAGGCUUGGACAACUACAAGGGCGUGAUACACCAUUCCAGCUUCUGGCCUAAGGAAGGCGUCGAUGUCAGAGGACAAAGGGUUGCAGUCAUCGGCACAGGUGCCACUGGUGUUCAAAUUACCCAGGAGUGGUGCAAAGAGAUUGGCGAGGAUGGACAUCUUGAAAUGUGGCAACGCACUCCGAACUUUGCAUGCGCCAUGAACCAGGUCUACAUGACCAAAGACGAGCAGGAGAAAAUUCGAGAUACUCUUGCCGAGAGAUUUGCGGAUCGGAACAACUAUUACAAUGGCUUCCUUUACCAAUGGCGGGACAACUUGACGUAUGACCACGAUGCCAAAGAAAGAGAAGAGUUUUACUGGACGCUCUGGAAGAUGGGAGGUUUCCGCUUUCUGAUGAACAACUACUACGAUAUGACUCGCGAGAACACUGCAAAUCAAGAAGCUUACAGUUUCUGGCGAGACCGUGUGAGGGACCGCGUCAAGGACCCAAGAAAAGCGGAACUUCUCGCGCCUACGGAACGUCCUCAUCUCUUUGGUGGCAAACGUCUGUCCCUCGAGCAGGACUUCUAUGAUCACUUUAACAAGCCCAAUGUCGACGUGGUUGAUGUUCGGAACAAUCCCAUCAAAAGAUUCGUUGAGGACGGAAUCAUCCAAGAGGAUGGCACUUACCACAAGCUUGAUAUUAUCGCGCUGGCGACUGGCUUCGACUCCAUCACGGGCGGUCUGAAGGACAUGAAGAUCACCGGCGUGGGUGGCGAGAUACUGUCCGACAAAUGGGCCCAAGGAACUUGGACGUACAUGGGCAUAACAACGGCCAAAUUUCCCAAUUUCUUCUUUACAUAUGGUCCUCAAGCACCCACUGCAUUCUCAAACGGUCCGUCGUGUAUCGAGAUACAGGGCGACUGGAUUGCUGAUGUUUUGAGCGACCUGCGAGAGAAAGGCAAGAAGAAGAUCGAUGCGGACAGAAAAGCAGAGGAAGACUGGAGGGCACUCGUCUUCGAACUUAUCAGUGAUACACCUCGAGGAAAGGUGGAUUCAUGGUAUAACGGAGCGAAUAUUCCGGGAAAGCCUCGUGAGCAUUUGAACUAUGCUGGUGGCAUCCCGAGGUAUAAGAAGACCCUUGAACAGGUCAGGAGGGAUGGCUUUGAAGGAUUUACCUUGUCAUGAUCAUCGGUGGUCCUGUGCGAGUGUUCCGUUGUGCGCAAGAACAGCUUGAAACGUCUGCACAUGCUUCUGUCUGGUGAUGCCGCCCUCAUCGACGGCUGAAGGUGUGGAGGGAAACAAUAUCGUAUC